Messenger RNA from Durusdinium trenchii, 657 nucleotides. NCBI's taxonomy places the organism in Eukaryota, Dinophyceae, Suessiales, Symbiodiniaceae. The record is from the annotation of a GenBank genome assembly.
AUGGCUACGGAUUCGGAGAGAUUAUGGAAAGAAGGAAUUGAAGAUGUAGCCGAGCUUCAAUCCGUGCCUAAAGUUCGUGUGAAUCCUCCUGGGCUGGGAUCCUUAGAUGCUUUUGCAAGUGACUCCAUACCAAAGCUGCGCCAAGGUAUGGAAGAGUACUUUGCAUCCAACUUAGGCAAGGAGCAGAUGGGAAAGCUCAUUCACAUGACAUACGCAAAGCUCUAUGAGGUAAAGCAACGUGAGGGCCUUGUUGCAGGAGGCGAUCAAGUCAGCUUCCACAUCCAGAUGCAGGAUCCUCGCUGCGAUUUUGGUGCCAUGCAGGAGGAGGAGCUGAGGGACAUCAUCGUGAAGAGGCACCAGGGACUCGGUGAACAUCUUUUGAAUCAGUGCACCAAGCAGGAGCUGUACAAGAUGGCAAAGGAGUCAUUUGAGAGCAAGCCCUUCAUUCACAAGUUUGAAGGCUGCUUUGCAUACCGCUUUGCCGGACAAGAGUUCGAGCUUGCUGAUGGUAAGACCGAGUUCAAGCUGGCCCACUCACGGCCAGGCGCCCCUGAACUGGACGUGUUUUGGCGCAGUGUGCAUGGUGACAUCUCUCUGAGUGGCUUCCCUCGUGUGGUGCGGGUGAAUGAUGCAGAUUGCGCCGGUGGCACCCAUUAG